CCGCGAGGCCUCGUCGUCAUUAUGAUGAGCGGCGCUGACUCCACGACUGGGCCCUGCCUGGGUUCGAGCCUCCUGCCCUUGCUGGAGACCCUGGAGGACCCCGUCGCCGCGCCGGAGGUGCUGACAGACGCGCUGCUCACCGUCACGAACCGUCUGACUGGUGAGGAAGGGAAAGAAUUUGCAGCCGAAGUUGGAAAACACUUCCCUCAGCUCUGCAAGAUAUUUAAGACAUACAUUCCUACUGAAAGCACAGAAUUGAGCAGUGCAGCCUUACAAGCAUUAGGAUUUUGCGUGUUUAAUUCAAAGAUUGCUUCAUUGCUAAGUGAAGUCGAAAUACAGGAGUUGCUUUCAAUAGUGAACAGUGUUGCUGUAAAGGCAGCGGACAAAAACACUCGCACUAGAGCACUUUGGGUGAUCUCUAAGCAGUCCUUUCCUCCGAGUGUUGUUGGGAAGCUGGUGCCCAGUAUUAUUGGUAUGCUAGAAACAGUACUUAAAGGAGACUUGCAUUCCAUGGUGGUUGAAUAUGAAGCGCUAAAUGUUGUCAUACGACUAAUAGAACAGGCCCCAUCCCAAAUGGAGGAACAGGCUGUGAGGUGGGCCAAGCUGAUAAUCCCUUUGGUUGUCCACUCAGCUCAUAAAGUACAGUUAAGAGGUGCCACUGCGUUGGAGAUGGGAAUGCCACUUUUACUUCAGAAGCAACAGGAGGUGGCAGCUGUCACAGAAGAACUGAUGACUACUAAAAUAAUUCCAGAACUCCAAAAGCUGUUUUCAUCAAAAAAUGAGACUUAUGUUUUGAAAUUGUGGCCACUGUUUAUAAAGCUGCUUGGCAAAGCGCUGCAUCGUAGUGGAAGCUUUAUCAAUUCAUUGUUGCAGUUAGAAGAACUUGGAUUUCGUAGUGGGUCUCCAGUGAUAAAGAAGAUAGCGUUCAUUGCGUGGAAGAGUUUGAUUGAUAACUUUGCUCUAAAUCCAGAGAUCUUGUGCAGUGCCAAAAGACUGAAGCUGCUGAUGCAACCACUGAGUUCCAUCCAUGUGAGAACUGAAGCUCUGGCGCUGACAAAGCUAGAGGUCUGGUGGUAUUUACUAAUGAGGCUCGGACCCCAACUCCCAGCCCACUUUGAACAGGUGUGCAUACCAUUAAUUCAGAGCACUUUAAGCGUAGAUGCUUCUCUACUACAAGGAAAUUCAUCGCGGUUGUCUGUUAAUCAGAGCUUAGUAACAACAGGUUCUGCACAGAAAUCAGGUGCUUUCGCUUUCGUAUCCCCUGCCAAUCCAAGGGUGAAAUUGAAUUCUAGUAUAGGUGGAGUUGUGUCUAUUCCAUCCAUUCAACUUCUAGGAAUUGAAAUGCUACUUCACUUCUUCAUGGGGCCAGAAGUUUUAACUUUUGCCAAGGAAAACAGUGUUGUACUUAGUUUAGAACCUCUUCAGUACCCAGUAAUUGCCAGUCCUUCCUUCUUCUCUAAGCACGCCAGUACAUUCAUAAAUGCGGUUCAGGAUGGUUUCAUUGCAAUUGGAAAAGAUGCUUCUGAUACUAUCCUAAGUGCUAUAUGGAAGGAAAUGAUUGGUUUUGUAAGAGCAGCAAUUGAAUCAGGCAGCAAGAGAGAGCGGCAAAGUUCAGAGGUGCUCACUAUGUUGCUGCAGGCCUUAAAAAACAUUGUCAUGUCAAAUGAGGUGCCUGUAUUAAAGUCACUGUCCCUGAUAGAAAUCACAAUUAAAGAAUUGCCUCCAAAAGUAUUAGGAUCACCAGCAUAUCAGAUCGCUGACAUGGAUCUUCUAAAUGGAACGCCAGCAUUGUUUUUAAUUCAGCUUUCCUUUCGUGAAGAUCUGUUGAAAUGCUGUGUUCAAGAUGAAAGGUUUUUCUUGAACUAUGAGUGUCUUGUUAGAUUUGUUUUGUCUGGACCUACAUCUCCUCUGGCCUUUAGUGAGUCUGUAUUCACAGUUGUUAAUCAAAGUGCGCAGUACCUAGAAAACAAGGAGCAUCUCUGGCGAAUAUGGAGUAUUGUAGUUAACCCAUUAACUGAUUGGAUUAACCAGACAAAUGAAGUAAAUCAAGGUGAUGCUUUGGAACAUAAUUUCAAUGCAAUUUACAGUGCAUUAUUGCUCCCUGUAAACAACAUCUUCCCAUCUUCUGAAUUUCCCCAGUCCACAAUGAAAACAUUGCUGCGUUACUGGUCGGACCUCUAUAAAGCAUUUGCCCGUUGUGCAUUGCUGGUGACAACAGCAGAAGCUGAUUUGUGGUGUGAAGAACUCUGUGCCAAAAUAAUAUCUGGGUUAGAUGAUGAAGCACAUAUUAAUCAGUCCAUGUUGGGCGGUCUCUCUCACAUUGCGUCAGUUAUGGUUGAUUGCAUCGAUUUUGAACCUUAUGGUACUAAAUAUCAGCCAACAAAUAGAUCUCCACAGACACCAACAGACUGGUCCAAAAAGAAGAAAGAUCCCCUUGGGAAGCUGUCAUCUUUAAUUAAACUUUUGAUGAUGUUGGUAAACUCUCUUCAGAUGCUUGCAUCCAAGGAAUCUGGCCCUGAAAAACUGCCCCCUGUUGGUGCUUCUGUUGUUGGUGUUCUCCAAAUCAUCAUUGCCCACAUCUCUUUACCUUCGGUCAUUAGAUCCUUUUUUGGAACAAUUGCGAAACCAGUAGCAGCAUUUUAUGAAAAAAUAAAGUCUACUAAUGCAUCUAGAAUGACAAAUGGGCUCAACAACAAGUUCGAAAAGUUAUUGGCAGAAAGUAUUAGUUGUUGGCAGUCCCACUAUACUGGAUCCUUUGACAGUGAACUAUUACAAGAGCUUUCUCCAUUGCUGUGCAUCAUGCUUUUGACCAAGAAUAAACAGAUACGCAGUCAAGCUGCUCAGUUCUGGAAUGCAGCAUUUGGGAAAGCUGUAACGUUGACUUACCCGGAAGAAUUAAAAUCUGUUUUAUGCCAAGCCAAGCAGAAAAUGCUACUCUCGUUGCCUGGUUUUGAAAGCAUUGAGGUUGUGAGAGAGUCUAAUGGGACAAAUUCUGAUUCUCAGACUGAAAAUUCUCAGUGGGAUGCAAAGAUAAGUGGAAUAGAAGUAAAGCCUAUUAGGAAAAGGGACUCCUUGCUUGCACAGACCAAUGACCUAAAAGACAAAAGUAUUAAUUGCCACGUAACACCUGCAAAGAUGAAGCUGGAAUUCUCACUGUCAAAAGCAAAUCGAAAAGACAUGCUUCUUGAAGAAGAAAAUACUGUUGACUUCGUGUUCAUUCCUCCAGAAACAAAAGAGAGAGUGUUGACAGAGCACCAAAAGGAAGUUCUAAGAACUAAAAGGGUUGAUAUUCCAACUAUGUACAACAAUCUAGAUGCAUCCCAAGACACUGCCUUGUUUUCCCAAUAUACGCAGAGCCAGGAAGAUUCCUUGGAAAAGCCAACCUUAGCAGAUGUAAAAGAAGAAUGCGAGAAGGACAACAAAAUAUCCCAGGAUGAAAAAGUGUCAAGUGGCAUUCCCAAUGAAGUCCCUGAAAAAUGCAAGACAAAUGUACUUCUAGAUGAGAGUAAUUCCACCGCUGCUGAACAGUUAACUAUACUUGGGAAACAGAGCUUAGAUACAAAGUGUGAGGAAUCAGAAAUGUGUGCUCCUAAAUCAGUUCCAGAAGAACGUUCAGUAUUAGAUGAAAGUGCCUCCAAUGCCAGCAACAGUUCUGCUUCUAGUGAUGUCAUUUCAGGAACACCAUCGCCUGUAAGCAGGAGACAGUCCUUCAUAACUCUGGAAAAAUUUGAUAGUUCAGGGAGCAGACCCUUCAGUCCUUCAACUUUCAACAAUAAAUCUGGCGCAUCUGGAAGCAUCUCUUCAGUAGUCAACCAGGAAAGCAUGAGUGUUUUAGAUCCCUCUUCCAAUGGAAAUCCAAAUGUGGAGAAUAAGGAUGCCUUCAAAGUCAAAACAGAAGAAGUUGUCACUAGACCUAAGAGGCCAUAUCUAGGAAUGUUAGAUGCACUAGGGACUUACGUCAAAGUCAAAAAAGCAAAAGAAGAAAAUAAGGCUAAUUCAAAAUUGCAACCGGAGAGCACGAUUGGAAUAAAGAGGUCAAGUCUUAGACAAAAUAAAACAGAUCUUUCAGAAGACAAAAAAACAAAGCUAACCAAGUCAGAUCAGGAGAAAAAUAUUCAAGCACCUCCUGCCAAACGUGUGGAAGACAAACAGGAGUUACUUGGUGAAACACAAGAAGCAGAAUAUUUGCUAGAUAUUCAAUCUCAAGCAUCCAAUUUGAAUGUGACCGGAAGUACAACAGAAAAUAAACAAAUUUUAGACAGUGUUACAGAGACAAAACCAGGGCCAAAUUUAGACUCUAAAGAGAAUACCCCUCCAGAGGUGGCUGUAUCAGGAGAUGCAAUAUCUAACAUUAGCCAAACCUCACCUAAUCAAAAAACAUUAAGGCGUUCUUUAAGGCGGAAGCCAGAAACUGCAGAAGGAGCUGCUGAUAGUCAAGACAAAGAGAAUAGCCAACAGAAAAAAGAUGGGCCUAAAGAUGAUGAAAAAAUUCUGCCAAAGAAGACUUCACAGAGCAAAGAGGCUGCCACACACAGACCAAAGCACGUACCUGAAAAAACCAUUGAUGCACAAAGAAGCGUACAUGGAAGUAGUGCUACAGAAGGGAUCAUCUCAAAGGAAUCCCAUGUUUCAAGAAAUACACAAGAGGAGACUAACACAAGUACUAGAAAAUCUGAAGGCAAUAAUGCAUCUGAUAUUGAUGAUAUGCAGGAUUCUAGUCCAGAUGCAACCAGUGAAAAACCAAAGGGGGUUCCACGAUAUCAUACAAGAAGGGCUUCGCAAGGGUUACUUACCAGCAUAGAAAAUUCAGAAUCCGAUAGUUCUGAAACGAGAGAAGAAGCAACCAAGAGGAAAAGAUCAGGAAGAUGGAAAAAUAAAAGUAAUUCCCUUGAAAGCCAAGUGAAGGAAGAGCUGGAAAGCCAAGAGCUUCAUACUGUAAUAGAAAUCCAGGCCACCUCGGUAGAAAAUAAAGAUGUAAUACAUUCUGAGGGAGAAAUGGAAAUAGCUUUGGUUUCUGAUAAUAAUGAAAAGAGAGACAAAAAUAUUCCAUCUACUGAAUGUUCAGACCUUAAACGAGAUAUUGAUACUCCACAUAGUAGAAACUCUUCGGAUACCAAGAGAAAUGCUGCCCAAAUGCUGACAGAGUCCUCUUCUGAGCCAACUUUAGAAAGCAUUCCAGGAACUAGAACUCUUGAUACAGUUUCUGUUCCUUACCUCAACACAAGCUGUCUUACAGAGGUUACAGGAGAUAGUACUUGUGUUAAUGCUGUCAGUGCUUUUGCUUCAUCUGAGAAAUCUUCAGAGCUAUCUGAAUGCCAGCACAAAAGAAGUAAGCGGACAAGAAGAUCAAAGAGCUGUGACUGCUGUGGUGAAAAGCCAUCGCCACUGUUGGAAAAAUCGCUUAAUGAACAGAAAAAAACAGGUAGUCCAGAAACAAAGUUAAAAGAACAUAAAAGGACACCGAGUAAAGCAGCCGUGGCUGUGUUAUCCAUUCCUGCUGCUGAAGGUUCUCAUUCUGCAGCCAGGCUCAGUGUAGAACCUUGCACAACGAGUGCCCUGCUGCUUUUCACUAAGGACUUUGAGGACCUGAAGGACUCAAGCAGGAGUAUUGAAUCUGAAGGAGAUUUGCCAAGAGACGAUGCUUCAAAAGAUGAACUCAAGGAAUUGGUAUGUAUCAAAAGUGAAAGUGAUGAGCCUGUCCCAGAAACUCUGGAUUGUAGUGAUUUGGCCGAAGCAACUUCAGAGUCAGCUUCAGCAGACUCUCCUUCAAAAGAAUCCAUUGUUCAGUGUCCACCAUUAGAAGCAGACACAGAUCUGGCUGCUACAGAGAAGGGAGAUGCUAAUCAAAGUGGUCAACUGGAAGCCGGAACUGAUGCAGAGAUGGAUGUUAGCCAACCUGAGGAAACAAAGGCUAGUGAAACAAUAGUCAACAUUGUCGAGAAUGGUAUAGAAAAGACUGCAGUAGAUUCUGCGGUGGUUCCUGAACCUCAAGAAAACGGCCAGGAAGAGGAUGCAGAAAGUGAUAUAGCAGACAGCUCAGUAGAAUCUCAAACUUCAGCAGUGGUACAAAUGGAAAGUAAUAACACGGAUUCUCCUCUGAAGUUAGAAGAACUUGAUGCGCUCACUUUAGCAAAGAUUAGUGAAAGCCCUAAUGGAGUACAGGCACGCUGUAUGUGGUCACCUUCAGCAUCUCCCUCUACCAGUAUUUUAAAAAGAGGUUUAAAAAGGCAACAGGAGGAAGAUUCACCAUCACCUGCAAACAAGAGCCGACGAGUUUCCUUUGCCAAUCCAAUCUACCAAGAAGAAUUGGCAGAUGAUAUUGACCGGCGAAGUCCUGUGGUUAGAACCCAUUCAUCUAAUGGGUCUCAAUCUUUACGAAGUACUAAACUUUCACCUAACCACCAAGCCAAGCAUAUUACCACUCCAACCAAAGGAUAUCUGUCCCCAGGAUCUCGUAGCCAUAAAUAUAAGAGCUCAAAGAAGUGUUUAAUCACUGAAAUGGUGAAGGAACCACUACAAGCUCCUACAGAAAGCAUAUAUCCUGCAUUGGUGGGCUGUAAAGCACCUGUUGACACAAUUUUGCCUCAGAUUGCUUCAAAUAUUUGGGCAAGGGGGUUAGGACAACUCAUUCGAGCAAAGAGCAUCAGGACUGUGGGUGACUUGAGUUCCUUGUCGGCAGCUGAGAUCAAAACUCUUCCCAUUCGUUCUCCCAAAGUUUCGAAUGUUAGAAGAGCUCUUAAAGGAUACCAUGAGCAACAGGUAAAAUCUCGUGGGUAUGAAGAAACUGCUGUUCCAGAUGAUAUAGAGAAGCCAUUCAAUUGCAUUGAUGAGAAGCCCUUUUCCCCAAAUGAAGACAAACUAGUAACAGACUUGUGUGAACCAGUUGCCUCCAGUGCAGAUGAGCACUCAACUGCAGACCUUGGUGCCCAGAUCAAUAUACUUGCUGCUCAGAUUACUUCUGAAAAUCUUCUCAGUUAUUCAGGGAGUGAACUCUUUGAAAUGCAAGAGAAACUUCAUAGCAUGACAAACUGUAUUAUGAAAAAUCUGCAGGCACGUUGGAAGUCUCCAUCCCGGGAAAGCACUGUUUAGUCAUUUGUUUUUAGUUUGUUGAAGAUUAGACUUCGUUACAAGACAUUUUGUUUGUAAAAUCCCAUAUUUUUUAUUUGAGCUGAACUUUUAGCCUUAUGUUUUUAAGUAAAAGUUGUUUUGGUAACUUAAGGCAGAUAUAGCAUCAAAGCGUAUAUCUUAAAAUUUCAAGUUCUGGCACUCACUAUUCAAAUCAAUAAUUUCCUUAUUGCUGCUAUCCACAGUUCCCCAAAUAACUUUUAAGAUGUUGAAACUCGUGAAACAUAACUUGUGUAGCAUAUUAACUAUAUUUUUCAAAUGCAAGCUUGAUCUGUAAUGCAUCAGACCUAUUGUAAAAGGCCAGAUUUCAUUGCUGUAAAUGAAACUUGAAGUGUUAACUGGUUUACCAAAAGUGAAACAGAUUGCCCAAGUAUUUUGGAAAGCACUGGUUUUAUAGAUUCUUUUUCAAAGUAUCUUUUUCAAUCACUUGUACACAGUCUAUUUUUGCAUGCAUUUAUUAUGCAAAUAGAAAUAUCAGUACAGAAUUCCGAUGAGAUUCUCAGGAUCAGAUUGCACGUCCUUAAUUUUUUUUAUAUACAAGAGAGCUAUUCUAGCCCCACUUCCUGAGUCACAAGUAGAAAAGACAUAAAUAACUGUAUAUUAUGUAUAGAGUUCCCAAUUUCAGAUGUUAUAAAUUAUGAUCUCUGUAUAAAAUGCACUAAUAUCUUUGGGUGGGAGAAAUCUUGAUUGUAUAGAGCAUACUGUGUUUGUUAGUAUGGACAAAGUUAACAAUGGGAUCAAUUCAACUGUUAGGAAAUACAUAUUUGAAUAAAAUAAUGAAAUGUU
Molecule: messenger RNA, 7911 nt
Organism: Elgaria multicarinata webbii
Lineage: Eukaryota; Metazoa; Chordata; Lepidosauria; Squamata; Anguidae
Gene: RIF1
Product: replication timing regulatory factor 1
Exons: 35
Coding region: 22-7089 (2355 amino acids)
Biological process (GO): telomere maintenance
Cellular component (GO): nucleus
Source: RefSeq, a predicted model, not a curated record